Molecule: messenger RNA, 1173 nt
Organism: Oncorhynchus masou masou (cherry salmon)
Lineage: Eukaryota; Metazoa; Chordata; Actinopteri; Salmoniformes; Salmonidae
Product: serine/threonine-protein kinase DCLK1-like
Exons: 11
Coding region: 1-1173 (390 amino acids)
Biological process (GO): protein phosphorylation
Molecular function (GO): protein kinase activity; ATP binding
Source: RefSeq, a predicted model, not a curated record
AUGGCUGAUUCUGAGUCUCAGGGUUCGUCUAUCUCUCUGGCAUCUACCAAAGUCUGUAAUUCAUUGGCUGAAGGGGAUGGACCAGUCACUGAAUCUCAGCCAGUAGUAGAGGAUGAGAUCCCAGCGGUGCCUGUCUCCAUAUCAGAGCGCUACAGAGUGGGACGUACUUUGGGAGAUGGUAACUUUGCGGUGGUCCGGGAAUGUGUGGAACACUCUACAGGCAGAGAAUACGCCCUGAAGAUCAUUAAUAAGGGCCGACGCCGGGGCAAGGAGCAGAUGAUCCAGAAUGAGGUAGCCAUCCUCAGGAGGGUGAAACACCCCAACAUUGUCCUGCUGAUUGAGGAGAUGGACACUUACAGCGAGCUCUACCUGGUCAUGGAACUGGUUAAGGGGGGCGAUCUGUUCGAUGCCAUCACGUCCACUAACAGAUACACAGAGAGGGACGCCAGCGGGAUGCUGUACAACCUGGCCAAUGCCAUCAAAUACCUCCACAGCCUUAACAUCGUACACAGGGACAUCAAACCAGAAAACCUACUGGUGUAUGAGCAUGCUGAUGGCAGUAAGAGUCUGAAGCUGGGAGACUUUGGUCUGGCCACGGAAGUAGACGGACCUCUCUACACAGUCUGUGGGACACCCACAUAUGUAGCACCCGAGAUCAUGGCAGAGACAGGGUAUGGCCUUAAGGUAGAUAUCUGGGCAGUAGGAGUCAUCGCCUACAUCUUGUUGUGUGGCUUCCCUCCCUUCCGCGGGAGCAGUGAUGACCAGGAGUUGUUGUUUGACCAGAUCCUAAUGAGGCAGCUGGAGUUCCCUCUCCUUUACUGGGACAAUGUGUCAGAGACUGCCAAGGAGCUGAUCAGGUCCAUGCUGCAGGUGGAGGUGGAUCAGAGAUACACAGCAGUACAGGUGUUGGAGCACCCUUGGGUCAAGGAUGGCGGUGUGUCAGAGAAUGAACAGGAGCUGUCAGUAGCAGGAAAGUUAAAGAAGCAGUUCAACACCGGCCCUAAAGCUAAUGACACCACCGCCGGGGUGUCUGUCAUUACGUUGGAGCACAGCUUCUGUUUGCAGCGCUCUGGGUCGUUGGACUUCUACCAGCACCCGGCCAUGUACUGGAUAAGGCCACCACUCCUGAUAAGGAGGGGCAGGUUCUCAGACGAAGACGCAACCAGGAUGUGA